Cooperia oncophora is the source of this 234-nucleotide messenger RNA. NCBI's taxonomy places the organism in Eukaryota, Metazoa, Nematoda, Chromadorea, Rhabditida, Trichostrongylidae. The record is from the annotation of a GenBank genome assembly.
AUGGCGCCUAGUGUUCCGUUGGACAAGAACGAAGUAAAUACUAGAGUUGUUGGAUACCUUGUCGGGGAUUCGCUGACAUGGGUUGAUCUGCUACUGGCUGAAACAGCCACACUUGCUGAAAAAUUCCCUCAGGUCUACGAUGGAUUCCCUGAGGUAAAAGCGCAUGCCGAGAAGAUUCGCUCUAUUCCGGAAUUGAAGAAAUGGCUCGAAACUCGCCCAGACACUAAAUUCUAA